Molecule: messenger RNA, 759 nt
Organism: Mucor velutinosus
Lineage: Eukaryota; Fungi; Mucoromycota; Mucoromycetes; Mucorales; Mucoraceae
Product: iqgap- protein
Exons: 6
Coding region: 1-759 (252 amino acids)
Biological process (GO): RNA catabolic process
Cellular component (GO): extracellular region
Molecular function (GO): RNA binding; ribonuclease T2 activity
Source: RefSeq, a predicted model, not a curated record
AUGAAAUUUAUAUUACCUUUGCUUGCACUGCUCGGACUCAGCAGUGCCCAAAUCACUGCUAAUCAAUCGGAUGCUUUGGACGCACCCAAUUACUGCAAUGCAUCUGUUGUUUCUUGCCAUUGGUCUGGCGCUGUUGAUGCUUGUUGCUCUCCAAAGUACGGUUUGGUGGUUCUUGCUCUCCAGUGGAGCCCUGGGUGGGGUCCUGCUGAUGAAUUCACCAUCCACGGUUUAUGGCCCGACACAUGUGCUGGUCGUAUGGCUCCUGUUGAUGGUUGCGACAGUAGCAGAAACUCCAACCAAAUUGCCACUAUUGUCCGGGACAUGAAUGAAACUGUCUACAACAGAAUGUCCACCUUCUGGCCUAGUAACAAGGGAGACAACAACUGGUUCUGGUCACAUGAAUGGUCAAAGCACGGCACGUGUGUCUCUACCUUGCGUCCAACUUGCUACGGUACAUCCUACAAAAAGUAUCAAGAUGUCAUUGAAUACUUCCAGCAAGUACUUGAUUUACGUGACAAAUUUGAUCUUUUCGGUGCACUCAAUUUGAACGGUGUCUCUCCUGGAAAUACAUACAAUGUCGAAACCAUCCGUGAUGCCAUCAAAAAGGAAUACGGCGCUGACGUAAAACUUGACUGCAGUGGUGGCGCUCUCACUGAUGUCUCGCUCAAUUUCUACGUCAAGGGUCGUAGUGAUUACAUGAUCACUGACGUCCUCCAGCCUGGUAACUGCAGAGGUGCUGUAUUCUUCCCAAAGAAAUAG